Molecule: messenger RNA, 1689 nt
Organism: Fusarium coffeatum
Lineage: Eukaryota; Fungi; Ascomycota; Sordariomycetes; Hypocreales; Nectriaceae
Exons: 3
Coding region: 1-1689 (562 amino acids)
Biological process (GO): protein folding
Cellular component (GO): cytosol; nucleus
Molecular function (GO): ATP-dependent protein folding chaperone; ATP binding
Source: RefSeq, a predicted model, not a curated record
AUGAGUGACAACGCUGGCGCUAAGGGCCCUGAGCCUAGUGAUCGAGUUGCGAUUGGUAUCACCUUUGGCAACUCCAACAGUUCUAUCGCCUACACUGUUGAUGACAAGGCCGAGGUCAUUGCCAACGAGGAUGGAGACCGACAAAUUCCUACAGUUCUCUCCUACGUUGAUGGCGACGAGUACUACGGUGGCCAAGCUAAGGCUUUCCUUGUUCGCAACCCCGAUAACACUAUCGCCAACUUCAGAGACUACCUCGGACAAGAGUUCAAGUCCAUCGACCCUACCCACUCCCACGCCUCCGCCCACCCUCAGGACGUUUCCGGUUCUGUCGCUUUCACCGUGAAGGAUAAGGCCGAGGAUGAUGCUUCUACUGUCCCAGUUUCUGAGGUUACCACCCGAUACUUGCGACGACUUGUCGGUUCCGCUUCCGACUACUUGGGCAAGAAGGUCACCUCUGCCGUUGUUACUGUUCCCACAAACUUCUCCGAGAAGCAGCGAGAGGUCCUGAUCAAGUCCGCCAACGAGGCUGGUCUUGAAAUCCUCCAGCUUAUUUCCGACCCUGUUGCCGCUGUUCUGGCUUACGAUGCCCGUCCUGAGGCCAAGAUCGAGGACAAGACCGUUGUUGUUGCUGACCUUGGUGGCACCCGAUCUGAUGUUGCUGUCAUCGCCUCCCGAGGCGGCCUCUACACCAUCCUUGCCACUUCUCACGACUAUGAAUUCGCUGGUGUCCACCUGGACAACGCCCUUAUGGAGCACUUCGCCAAGGAAUUCCAAAAGAAGCACAACGUCGACCCUCGAAACAAUGCCCGCAGUCUUGCCAAGCUCCGACUCGAAUCUGAGGCUACCAAGCGAGCUCUGAGCUUGGGUAGCAACGCCCAGUUCAGUGUUGAAAGCUUGGCUGACGGUUUUGACUUCUCUGUCACUAUCAACAGAAUAAGAUAUGAGAUGGUUGCCCGCAAAGUCUUUGAGGGUUUCAACCGACUUAUCGAGGGUGUCAUCAAGAAGGCUGGCCUCGAUGUUCUUGACAUUGACGAGGUUAUCCUGUCUGGUGGCACUGCUCACACCCCUCGUAUUGCUAACAACAUGCGCGGUAUCUUCCCUGAGUCUACCGAGAUCCAGGCCCCUGCUACCAGCGUUUCUGCUAUCAACCCCUCCGAGCUCCUGGCUCGUGGUGCUGCCCUCCAGGCUUCUCUUAUCCAGGAGUACGAGGCUUCCGAUAUCGAGCAAUCUACACACCCUGCUGUCACCACCGUCAAGCACAUUUCCAACGCCAUCGGUGUCAUCACCGUCGGUGCUGAUGGCGAGGAAGUCUUUACCCCUAUCGUCGCCCCUGAGACCGCCGCCCCUGCUCGACGAACUGUCCACAUUCCAGCCCCUAAGGAGGGUGGCGAUGUGCUCAUCAAGAUCGCCGAGGGUAACACUCAUAUCAAGGUGACCAAGCCUGAGUCUAAGCCUAAGGAGGAGAGCGGCGACAAGGAUGAGGACGACUCCGACUCCGACGACUCCGAUGAGGAGGAGGAGACCCGUGAGAAGAUCUGGAAGAUUGGUAACACUCUCGCCGAGGCAGCCGUCAAGGGUGUCAAGGCUGGCGGCAAGGUCGAGGUCACGAUUAACGUUCUGGCCGAUCUGGGUGUUACUGUCACAACCCGUGAGGUCGGCGGAAAGGGUGGUGUGCGAGGAAACAUUUAA